Capsaspora owczarzaki ATCC 30864 is the source of this 315-nucleotide messenger RNA. RefSeq lists its product as hypothetical. The coding region runs from base 1 to 315 and encodes 104 amino acids. NCBI's taxonomy places the organism in Eukaryota, Filasterea, Ministeriida, Capsasporidae. The record is from RefSeq and is a predicted model, not a curated record. The transcript has a single exon.
AUGUCUCACUCGUCGUUCCCAAUCUGGUCCAACUUGCUCAAGACGCGUACUGGUUCUUCAUCCAACCACAACAGCAACACUACCAACGCGAGCACUUCUUGCGCUUCUUCCAACGCAAGCACGAGCACGAGCACUGCGACUCCCAGCAAUCUCACAACCUCCAAUCUCAGCAACCUCGACUUGGUGCAUCCGUUGCCGUUCUUCUCGUUGACCUCCUCGCGUUCUGGAUUUUCCCGACGAACCAUCUCUGAAUCCUCGUCUGAAUCCUCCGACUCUUCGUCAACGACGCCCUCUGUGACUGAUCGCCCCCACUAA